Molecule: messenger RNA, 1065 nt
Organism: Fraxinus pennsylvanica
Lineage: Eukaryota; Viridiplantae; Streptophyta; Magnoliopsida; Lamiales; Oleaceae
Source: the annotation of a GenBank genome assembly
AUGGAGUUGCGUUUAAGCUUAGGAGAUUCAUCAAAACCUGUUGAAUUCUUGACUCAGAACAGUGCCUCCGAACAGCAAAAUCCCAUCAAGAAAAAUGGUUUCAAUUUCUGCAUGGAGUUGGGUCUGAACACAAAUGGUGGAAAUCAAGAAAAUAAAUCACAUGAAAGAGAUGGUGGUGAUGAUGAUACUUCAGAAGAUACGAGGGAGGAUUUCAUGGAAAAUACUCCGAUUCAGCUUGAUCUUCUUCCUCGCGCUCCUGUCCCUCGUCGAACUCCGUCUCACCUUCAACCCCUUCCAUGGUCUUCUGAUAACGGGAGUUCAGAGAAUGGUUCAAUAUCGGGCAACGUUGGGCUGCUAGCAGCGGCGAGGGGGUUGGAGGUCAACAGGCCGCCGGCGGAGGAGGUUUCGUCUGCAAACAGUGUGGGCUCACCCUUUCAGAUGGAUUUUGGCAUGUAUACAAAUACAAAUACCGGAAAUGAAAACCUCGGAGGAAACGACGUCGUAGAGACCGAAAGAGUAUUAUCCUCUAGGGCCAGUGAUGAUGAUGAAAAUGGCUUUAACACAAGAAAGAAGCUCAGAUUAUCUAAAGAACAGUCUGCUUUUCUUGAAGAAAGCUUCAAAGAACACAGCACCCUUAAUCCUAAACAAAAGCUUGCACUCGCAAACCAGCUCAAUCUUAGGCCUAGACAAGUUGAAGUCUGGUUUCAAAACAGAAGAGCAAGAACAAAGUUGAAGCAAACAGAAGUUGAUUGUGAGUAUUUGAAGAGGUGUUGUGAGACAUUAACUGAAGAAAACAGAAGGCUACACAAAGAGUUGCAAGAAUUGAGGGCUCUCAAGACUUCAAAUCCAUUCUGUACUCAACUCCCAGCCACCACACUCACCAUGUGCCCCUCAUGUGAACGUGUAGCCACCACUUCCGCCGCGGCCACAAAUGCUAGAACCACCACUAUUGACUCCACAACAAAACCCAUAAAUCCAUUUCCUUUGUCUAGACCAAGGUUUUACCCUUUCUCCCAAGCACCACCGCCUGCCCCCCACCACCACCACCAGUCUGCAGCGUCAUAA